This is a messenger RNA of Exophiala dermatitidis NIH/UT8656, 4235 nucleotides long. RefSeq lists its product as uncharacterized. Gene Ontology annotation, cellular component: nucleus. Gene Ontology annotation, molecular function: DNA-binding transcription factor activity, RNA polymerase II-specific; zinc ion binding; DNA binding. The record is from RefSeq and is a predicted model, not a curated record. NCBI's taxonomy places the organism in Eukaryota, Fungi, Ascomycota, Eurotiomycetes, Chaetothyriales, Herpotrichiellaceae. The coding region runs from base 254 to 2359 and encodes 701 amino acids. The transcript has a single exon. Gene Ontology annotation, biological process: DNA-templated transcription.
CGGAACCCGAACGUGCCGAGCAGCUUUUCCGCUCCGGGGCCGGCGACAAUCGGGCUCGAUCUGGCUCCAUCCAAACGAUGCCAAUCAACAUCUCUUCUUUCCGCCGCAUUGCUAAGGGAUGUUCUGGGCGCCCCUACGGCCACCCACUACAGCAGCGCGCCGAGAAGCCAACGACAAUCUUUCUGGGGGCCCGGAUGCCAGUGUCCGCGGCGUACUGCAGUAGUGCCAUCUGCAUUAAACAACUCGAGAUCAGAUGAAUAUGAAGACCGCCCGGCCGUACCGGUCGCACAAAUAUCCGGCCUGCUCACGCUGCCACAAGCGUCGUUCACGAUGCACAAUCGAGAUUCCUGGCGAGGCAUGUCUGUUAUGUCGAAUGCACGGGGUUCCCUGUUCCUCAGCGACAGGCAAACGAGAUGAGCGGGUCAGCCCUAAAAUCGGCUUCCUGCACCGGUCCCUGCUUGCCGAUGGCAAGUCUCCGAGUCUGGAAGGGAUGGCCUCCCAUAUUGUCGGCCCGGUGAUCGCACGCGACACGCAGGUUCUGGACCAGUAUCUUCCCACCUCAUCAACCACACACUCACCGACCGGUCAAGCGAUGGCCAUCCAACCACCGGGCAUUGUCAAUGGUGGCCGUCGAGACCAAACACCGAUAUACCACACACCCAUACCGCCACGACGGCCCAGUCCGACGAAUGACUGCCACUGCGGGCGGAAUCUCCCAGCGGGGCUAUUGCGACAGGUGGACCCGGUGUUGGAGCCCCUGCUGGCCAACUACUACGAGAAUCUGCAUCCAUGCUACCCUGUGACGGAGGAGGAGAGCACCAUGUCACGACUCAAAGACCGAACUUUCGGGUCUGGAUCCCACCAAACCUUCUACGUCAACUUGAUAGCGUACGCCUUGUUCUACUGGGACAUGUCACCUUCUUUGGCCGCCGCGCCGCCAUCCGCGAGACCCGACCAGGAUUUCGCAUGGCAGGCCGCCGUCGCGGCGAAUCUGGCCGAUUUGCAAAAAGGAGAUCUAAAUACCAUCAUUUCCUUAUGCACGAACGUCGCGGGCCGGCCGUCACGCUGUCUCGUCAGCAAUCUGACCAGCGUUUCACGGGCCGUGGCACUAUCGCAUGCUAGUGGUCUCAACCAUGACUGCAGCGAGUGGAAGAUCAGUGAGGCCGAGAAACGCAUGCGUUGGAAAGCCUGGUGGGGCGUGUUGAUUCAGGACCGCUGGUUCAAUUUUGCGCAGGGGACCCCGCCUUAUAUCCAAAAGGGCCACUACGACGUGCCUUUGCCCACAGUCGAGCUAUUGACGAGGGGUCGGGCUGGCAGCACCACCAACAACAGUCCCAGCAACAGCGGUUAUUUUUCUCCAGAUAACUCAAACUCAAACGAUCUCAAACACACCCGCGCCGCCGAAGUCUACAUCCACCUCUGCCGCUUGACCGAGAUUGUCGGCGACGUCCUCCCACUAAUCUACCACAUCCGAUCCGGCCACAACGACAGCCUGGCUGCAGAGCAGACGUCACGAUCAGAAAUCGAACUAAACCGCUGGAUUGAAAGCGUCCCCUCCUGGCUUUCGCACCAACUGAGCGAGUUGUCCAACAACCAUAACCGUCCCCUUUCUAGCCAAGUUCCUAUUCCAGCCCAGGUUCCAGGUCUCCUAAACCUACAACUAAGCUACCUCUCCGUCCGCAUGUUACUGCGGCGCAUCGCCUGGCACGAAAUCAGCCAGCGGGAACCCAACCCGCCAUCCUCAUGGCUAUUGGCAUGCCAGGCCGCCGCGGAAGACAUGGUCCGCUUCGUCUGUGGUUUACAUAAACAGGACUGCGACGGAUUUUGGCUUCCGUAUAGUGCGCACCACUUCACCUCCGCUGUGACCUUAUUGCUGCGAUGUGCAUUGCAAACGGGCUUUGCUGCCGUGCGUGCCCAGUGUAUGGCCAGCGCCCGCACUCUCGUCAACUGCUUGGCCAAAUACCACCAUGACUAUCAUUGGGACAUGGCGGAGACCGCUUUGACGCAGAGCGAGGGUCUGUUGAAACGCGUCGAGGACGCGUUGCCUCGCAUUCCCAUCCCGGUUCCCGCACCGACACACGUACAUCAUCCUGCUUCGCCUUCAAACCUGCUCCCGGCGGUCUCCUCGUCCUCGCCGUUAACCCGACCCGGCAGUGGCAACGGCACCGCCUCUCAUACAAGCGGCCAAAAUGGAUAUCUGGACCAAAUGCUGAAUAAUCCUAAUGCUGAUCCUACAUUAUCGGAAGAUGUCUUCAUGACCCAGCCACGUCGCAGCUCGAUCGAGGAGCUGUUUCCCGAGAUCUUCGCCGAGUUUACGGAUACGGCUUUGUUUAAUGGUCAGAGUGGAUUGGAUACUUGAACGACUAAAGCAUGACAGUACUAGUAUAAAUGCAGUGGCCGUUAUGACCUACGAACAGCAAAGGCACAAUUCGUGGUUUGGUUGACUGAAAACUGAACGUACUUUCGACCAUUCUGUCACAGAAAUUUGUGAUACCAGCACGCAGAACCGUCAAAGCCUCUCCGACGCGUCACGCAGUGACUGCCACCAAUUACUGACGACGCGCCCCAGAGUCUAUAUCUUUGGUGCGGGACUUCUUCCAGCCCCAACACUGAAAUUACUCAACCCAUCAUCCUCCAACCCAGCAGGCUCAUGUCCAUACGCCACUCGUUCCAACUGAUCAAACAGUUUGAGCACUGUCGGAUCAAGAAAGGGAAACACAGCCGAAACGACCAUACCAGCAAUCUUCUCAGUCGGAUCGAUCCAAUAAUACAAAUUCCCCAGCCCAGCCCAAGCACCACUACCACGUUUCCUGCCCCGGGGGAGAUCUUGAUGGUUAAUAAGCAAGGCACACGACCAUCCGCGCUGGGUCAACGGGCAAGACGGCAAAAAGGAUCCUUCAUUCGAAACGGCAGGAAUACUCGUGCGAAUCUCACCUAGACCAGACUUAUCCACUUCCGCAGGAAGCUGGUCUUUGAAGAGGUACUCUCUGACCGUCUCCGGUUUGAGUAUGGAUUUCUGGGUUUGCGGACUCGUCCCACCGUUCAACAAAGUGGACAAGAGCUUCGCAAAGUCAUUCAUGGUCGAGUAAAAGCACCCGCCUCCGCCAUAUACUUGCGGGUUUUCCGCAUUCUUCAACGCCGGGUUUGCCUUUAAUUUGCCAUCGUUGCCUUUGACAUGCACGAUAAGCCUCUUUUCUUGAGGACCCUUCAGAACAGGUCUUGUAUUGGUCAUUCCCAACUGCUGGCAGAUGAAAUUGUCAACAUAUUCGGGCAAAGUGAGGCCAGCUAUUUGCUGCACAACAAGCCCCAACCAGUCGGUACCCGUGCCGUAAACGUACUUGGCUCCGGGGUCAGCGACAAAUGGCGUCUCGAAAUCUUCCCAGCUCCCUCGGUCGUUGUACUUUGCUGGAACGUCGCCUGUGGACAGACGCCAUUGGAGCGUCGGUUUGUCGAAGAAGUCGUAGGAGAAGCCGGAUGUAUGUGUCAUGAGCUGAUGGAUGGUCGGUUUGGAUUUCGGGCUGCGAAAGAUUGGUUGAGGUUGGCCUUUGUCGUUUGUCGUGAACGACUGCAGGACUUGGAUCUUGGAGAUUCGCGGCACGUAUUUCUCGACUGGGUCGGAAAGGGACAGCUUUCCUUGCUCCAGUAGCUGCAGGGCUGCAAUGGUCGUGAUAAGCUUGCUGCAUGAGAACAGACGUGUUGUUGUGUCGGCGUCGAAUGGUGCUGCGUUGGGAUCAUCCAUGUUGGUGGUUCCAAAUGUCUCUUUCAGCCGGAAGUUGCCCUCUGAGUCGACGAUAAAUGCUCCAAUUGCUGGGAUCUUCUUUUCGUUGACCGCGGCCUCAAAGAGGGGUCGGAGUUUGGCCGCCAUGUCUGAGGAAUUGGGACCGCCCAUUUUGCUUCAGGGGGACAAGAGAAUAGUGUGCAAGAGAGCUUGUGUUCCGAACUCGUUCUGUCGAGCCCUUGAGAAGCACGGUUGACACACAGUGGAAGUUGGACUCAGAUACUAGUAGUCCACGGCACAAGAGGGGCAGAAGCCGAGGUUACCUUAGACACACGGAGAAUGAAUCGACUGAGGACCAGUUUCUACUCCGAGACCAAGCGAAUGUCGUCUUUAUGAGAGUUACAGAUCCAAGUUAUCCAGAUAUUGGUCGGUUGAUCCGGGCGCUUUGAAGAGGUGAGGAUUUGAUAGACUCCUGGGUAGAGGGACGAUGGCCUUAUACAUUGUAGACUGGAAGCCG